AUGGCUCAUCACGUUCUCUCUCUACCUCUAGCCACCAUCCUCGCGGUGGCACUACUCCUAGCCCGCCGCGCUGCGGGUUACCCGUGGUAUGUGUGCGGCUCAAGCAGCAACUUCGCGGCUAACAGCACAUACCAGGAUCAUCUCGACUUCGUCACGGCCACCCUUCCCAAGAACGCCUCCUCGUCCCCCGACCUCUUCGCCACCGCCGUCGUCGGAACCAUCCCGGAGCAGCUCUGGGCCAUGGGGCUCUGCCGCGGCGACGUCAACGCCUCGACAUGCUUCGAGUGCCUGACCCAGGGCUUCCAAGUGGUACCCAACGAUUGCCCCUACGAUAAGGGCGCUAGCAUCUACUACGACCCUUGUAUGGUGCACUACUCCGACGUCCACACUCUACCCAACGACGACACUGGCCCGAUGAUGAACACUUACGUCGUAACCAACGACGGAAACGUCACCUCGGCGGACGCGGCCCGGUUCAAGAGCCUCCUGGCCGACCUCAUCAACGCCACCGUCGAAUACGCCGCGAACAGCUCCCGGCGGUUCGCAACCGGGGAGGCCGACUUCAACCAGGAGACGAUCCCCAAGGUGUACAGCGUGGCUCAGUGCACGCCGGACCAGACACCGGCGCAGUGCCACAAGUGCCUCGAUAGGAUGGUAGAGGCUACCCUGGAGGCGUUCAAUGGCAGUAUCGGAGGCAGGGUGCUUGGGGUUGAUUGCACCUACCGGUACGAGACCGCGCCCUUCUACAACGGACGGGCGAUGGUGCGGGUGGCACCACCAACAAGCUCUAGAGCGCCGGCGCCGGCGCCGGCUCUGCAGCCGACGGCCGCCGGAGGAGAGCCCAUGUAUUACACUGAAGCGGAGGACACCGAAAUGGUGGACUCCAUGAUGAUGGACGUCUCCACCCUACGGGCCGCCACAGGGGAUUUCGAUGAGAGCAACAAGCUCGGCGAAGGCGGCUUUGGUGCUGUGUACAAGGUAGCACUGACAAACACUGGGUACAUGGCACCCGAGUACAUGAUGCGGGGGACCUACUCCGUGAAGUCGGACGCGUUUAGCUUCGGUGUCAUGCUGCUGGAAAUCGUAACGGGUCGGAAGAACAAUAACGACGGCUGUAAUCUCUUGACCACAGUAUGGAUGCACUGGGAGGCCGGGACGGUGGCGGAGUUGGUCGAACCGAGCAUGGGCGGCAGUUUCCCGGAGGGCGACGUGCUGAGGUGCGUCCACAUCGGCCUGCUGUGCGUCCAGGCAGACCCUGCGGCCCGGCCGGUAAUGUCGUCGGUCGUGAUGAUGCUCGGCAGCGACACGGUCACCCUCCAGGCUCCAUCCAAGCCGGGAUUCUUCGCCAGGAACAACAACGCCAACACAGCCGUGUCGACAGUGUCAUUGAGUGGUUAG
Miscanthus lutarioriparius is the source of this 1398-nucleotide messenger RNA. The record is from the annotation of a GenBank genome assembly. Lineage: Eukaryota; Viridiplantae; Streptophyta; Magnoliopsida; Poales; Poaceae.